This is a messenger RNA of Odontomachus brunneus, 1558 nucleotides long. RefSeq lists its product as uncharacterized. NCBI's taxonomy places the organism in Eukaryota, Metazoa, Arthropoda, Insecta, Hymenoptera, Formicidae. The transcript has 3 exons. The coding region runs from base 402 to 920 and encodes 172 amino acids. The record is from RefSeq and is a predicted model, not a curated record.
CGAGACAUCGCCCGGUCGUCACACCUCGGGCAUCCUCCGUGUCGUCCGGACACGUCCGCCUCGUCCCACGUUCUUCAACGUCGUCCAUCGUUUCGCUCGCGACUUUCAUCCGCCGCCGUUUUAAUCGCGUCUCAGCUCAAUCAGGAGACGUUCCAGUGGUCAUCGGGGUCAUUCGAUGUCGAAUAGGAUCGACGGCUUUACUAGGUCGUGAUUGUUAAUUAAGUAGAAGGAUUUCCAUACGUCAAGGAGCAAUCUCGGCAAUUAACGUCGAACAGGAAACAGCUCGAGAAGUUGGGAGACCACGUGACGAGUUUGCCAUCAGAGCCGAGUGGACUCCGCGAGUCUACGAGCAAGAAUCGAGUGGGAAGAACAACUCGACACGUGCGAGCAGCCACUCAUCAAUGUUUUCGAUCAACAUGCGUAUAUUCAAGACCGUACUGCUAAUCGCGUACCUCGGCGCAAGCGUCCGCUGUCUACCCGUCGACAGCGAGUCGACUACCGAGUCGAAGACCGAGAUCUUCGUUUCGUCAACGACGGAGGCGACCACCACUUUCACCACCGCGCCGACCUUGGCUGCCGCGCAGUCUGACAGUAAUUACUACGACCAGCGGCAAAACGGUAGCGAGAACUACCGCAUUCACGUGGACGGUGUGGUGCUGGUGUUCGCGCCGGUCGAAGCACUGCUGCUAGCCGGUGCCACCGCCGGCACUACCGCAUCCACUUUGUCGAUACCCGAGCACGGUGGAUACCUCCAGCUGAAUAGCAUUCAGCCGAACGGUGAGAAGCCCAACGUCGAUCUUCAGAAUAAAACCGAGCUGGCCAGCUCGAAGACGAUACAUAGACCGCCGUUACGAUUGGCGCAUCUAUUGGCGCCUUUCUUACGUCGCUUACAUCCUGAGGAUAGUGCGAACGUGCACUGAGAUGAUAUUCCAGGUCCUUCGACUCCACUAUGCGUAGUGUUUCAUAUACGGAGCUUAUUAAACAAAUGGGAUGAGAUAUCUGCAUCUACAGGAAUGGUGAACGAGUACUCGUAUAAUAUAACGCAUAUGAUCGACGAUCUCCACUUAACGUCAAGCCACAUGUAAUUGUAUACGUUGUCUAGCGUGAACAAAUGGAUGGACUAAUUGCGAAAUUUUCAGAUCAAUGAUCACUCUUAGUCUAUUCUGGUGAACUCCUUUUCCCCGCAGUUUCAGACGAUUUUCAAGAUAUGGAAAGCCACGAGAACGACGAAUGUAUUUAUACGCCGUAAACCGAGGUGACACGUUGGAUGCGAUAUUCGAGCGCGAACGUUCGAUUUCGUCGUUAUAUUUUUAUUUUGGUGUAACGGCGCGCAUCGUGGUAUUAUUAUAACGCGAUUAUUAUAUUCAUCCGUAUUCAUUCUUGUGUAAACGUAUGGAUGUAUCGGUGGUUUCCGCAUUGACAAUCGUAGUAGCUUCCGCAUGUCCACCUAUAUAAUACCGCUUCAAUUAUGUAUAGAAUUAUGUAUACAAUCUAUAAUGAUAAAUUACAACGUGUUUGUAUCGAUAUGAAAAUUUAUUUGAUUAAACAUUAAAAUACA